AUUGUCUCAGCUCUCGCAAUUGAUCAUUCUGGAUCGAGAGUGCUCUCUGGAAGUUAUGACUACACUGUAAGAAUGUAUGAUUUCCAAGGAAUGACUUCCAAGUUACAAUCAUUCAGACAGUUGGAACCUUUCGAGGGACACCAGGUUCGGAGCAUAAGUUGGAGUCCCACAUCAGACAGAUUUCUUUGUGUAACAGGUUCAGCACAAGCUAAGAUUUAUGAUCGAGAUGGACUUACUUUGGGUGAGUUCAUUAAGGGAGAUAUGUAUAUACGUGACUUGAAGAACACCAAGGGUCAUAUUUCUGGCUUGACUGGUGGAGAAUGGAAUCCCAAAUCCAAGGAAACUGUCUUAACUUCUUCUGAAGAUGGUUCUUUGCGAGUAUGGGAUGUGAAUGACUUCACAAGUCAAAAACAG
Molecule: messenger RNA, 414 nt
Organism: Phalaenopsis equestris
Lineage: Eukaryota; Viridiplantae; Streptophyta; Magnoliopsida; Asparagales; Orchidaceae
Product: WD repeat-containing protein 70-like
Exons: 2
Biological process (GO): regulation of DNA double-strand break processing
Cellular component (GO): site of double-strand break; nucleus
Molecular function (GO): protein binding
Source: RefSeq, a predicted model, not a curated record